This is a messenger RNA of Guillardia theta CCMP2712, 660 nucleotides long. RefSeq lists its product as hypothetical. The coding region runs from base 1 to 660 and encodes 219 amino acids. The record is from RefSeq and is a predicted model, not a curated record. NCBI's taxonomy places the organism in Eukaryota, Cryptophyceae, Pyrenomonadales, Geminigeraceae. The transcript has a single exon.
AUGGUGGUGAAGAUGGUUUUGUGGGACAACGAUGGAGUGCUGAUGGACACAGAGGGCUUGUUCAUGCUGUCGAACAAGCAGGUUCUCUCUCAGCAUGGUAUCGAGCUCACCCAAGAAGAGUUCUGCGACGUCAACCUGACGCAAGGAAGAAGUGUCCUCGAGCUCAUUAGCCGUGGGGAUGAAGCAAAACUCGACGAGCUGCGAGCUCAGCGAGACGAGCUGUACAGCCAGCUGCUGUCGGGCAGCGACUGUCGCAUUCCUGGCAUGCUAGAUGUUGUGAAGGCUGUGGGGAAGACAUGCCGGAUGGCCAUUGUGACGUCGAGCAAACGAAAUCAUUUUGAGCUCAUGCACAAGAGUUCGGGCAUCGUCGAGCACAUGGAGUUUUGCCUUGCGUCAGGGGACUACCCGAGGUCGAAGCCUCAUCCUGAUCCCUACCUCGAGGCCAUGCGAAGAGCGGCCUGCUCUCCUGAUGAAUGUCUCGUGGUUGAAGACUCUCCCCGCGGCAUGCAGGCUGCUGUGGCUGCAGGCAUCCGAUGUGUAGUCAUCCCGAAUCCUCUCGUCGCGGACAGAGCAUGGGAGGAGGCAACUCGAGUAGUCCGUACGCCUCAGGAACUUCUUGCUAGCUUGCAAGAGAUUAUUCUUGCUGCUUCCAAUUCCUGA